This is a messenger RNA of Saccostrea echinata, 1534 nucleotides long. RefSeq names its product CCAAT/enhancer-binding protein delta-like. Gene Ontology annotation, biological process: regulation of transcription by RNA polymerase II; DNA-templated transcription. Lineage: Eukaryota; Metazoa; Mollusca; Bivalvia; Ostreida; Ostreidae. Gene Ontology annotation, molecular function: RNA polymerase II cis-regulatory region sequence-specific DNA binding; DNA-binding transcription factor activity, RNA polymerase II-specific. The record is from RefSeq and is a predicted model, not a curated record. The transcript has a single exon. Bases 110 to 1201 code for a protein of 363 amino acids.
CAAGAGACGGGCCAAAUACAAUACUUUCGCAACAUCUCCUGUAUAUUUCCAAAGUUCAGUUUUUCUUGAAUGUUUUCAUUUCUCGUCAGUCGGUGUUUGCUCCUUCUCCAUGCUGGGUCUCCACCCAGAUCCGGGGACCUAUAUGUCCAUGAAUUGUAAGGGUAGCAUUUCAGAUCAUUCAAUGCCCCUUUCUAUUCUGCUCUGGACCACCAGUGAUGAAAGAUACCCCAGUGAUAACAUGAAUACUUCUGAAAAUGGCGAUAAAUUGACCAAAGACCCGCCUUCCAACUCCGACAUGUUUUCAGAAGACUUUUCCUCUCAUCUUGAAUACGGAAUAGGUGGAAAUUCUAAUUCUCAGAUCGUGUACACUGGAAAAUUUCGAACCGAGUCUGGAGAAAAUAUGGCCGAAGUUGAUCACUUGGCAUAUUCUUACGAGGUAGAACGUUUACUGAUGGGAAUAUCAGAGAGCGUUGGACAAAAUUUUGACACAAACCAAGGGGACACAGCACUUCCGGAGGACCUUGCCUCAGUUUCACUCAUGCAAACAGACACUCCCUUCUCUCAUGGACCCAUAGUAGGUAGUGCAGUACAAAACACGCCAUCUUCCACGUCACCUAGUAUAAGCUAUGACCAACCCAUGACAAGUGCUUUAGAUAGCGUAUUUUCAGUCCCCACCACCACUGACUCGCUUGUUAUAGACUUACUAACACACGGACAGUACAGUUCUGGGGCAGCCAAAGCAGCUUCGUCUGCCCCACAGCGCCAGGAUUCCCUCAUUGAAAGCCUCCCAAGCACAUCUAGUCAGCUGUCCGAUCCGCUGUCCCCUGUGGAUGUAACUUCGGAUUCUUCCUCCCAUAGUAUCUCUGACCAUCUCCAAAUUUCACAGCCAUCAUCAUCGACUACGCAUAGGUCGUUAAACCUUCCACCCCCGGGUCGCCCCGGCCGAAAACCUGGACCUAAUAGUAAUCGCACCUAUAAAAGAAGAACUGUUCCAAAGGAUACCGAGGAAUACAUGAUCAAACGUGCUAAAAACAACAUUGCUAUCAGAAAAUGUCGUGAAAAGGCUAAACGUAAACAAGAGGAGAUGGAGGAGAAAAUGAAAGAAUUAGAAAAUGAAAAUAAAGUGCUCAAAAAACAAGUGGAGGAUCUAAGAACGGAGGUGAGGAGACUGAAAGGCUUUCCAGAGGGGAAAACUCAGUGAUACAUCAGAUGUGAGAGGUACCGUACGUAUUGCCCGUACAUGCUUUGUUGUCCCAGUGAGAGAGUUUUUCAUGAUUAAGCGCAGCAUUCUCUCUUUUCUACGAGAAAAUAUGUAUACAUUCUACAUGUAUAUACAAGAAUGGUGAUCCCUGUGGCUUACACUUUUUCAUCAAUAAAUUAUGUGUGAAAGGCAUUAUUCUAUAAUGUGACAAGUUUUAAACACUAUUUUUGGUGACAACUUUGGAGAAAGUAUAUUAGAUAUAAGUAUUUUUCUAACACUUUCAUUAAUCCAUACACAAACUACAAAUAUGCUGUGUUCAAUAGCUAGGCCAUA